Labeo rohita (rohu) is the source of this 1727-nucleotide messenger RNA. It is a transcript of the gene tmem41aa, whose product is annotated as transmembrane protein 41aa. The record is from RefSeq and is a predicted model, not a curated record. Bases 41 to 889 code for a protein of 282 amino acids. Lineage: Eukaryota; Metazoa; Chordata; Actinopteri; Cypriniformes; Cyprinidae. The transcript has 5 exons.
AAUUAGACAUGCGGUAUCUGCGCUCUUUAUUCAUUCCGUCAUGCGUUCGCUUGUUGGUCUUAUCGCUGUAAUAUUGACGGCUACUUUUUACCUUUAUUUACUGUCGUCCUAUCUCCCUCCUGGACCUCAGCUGCCUAAGAAAAACCAUGAAGGAGAGACGAGAAAAUCUAAUGAUGAUGAAGACAAGCCAAGUGAAAAGGAGACUGCAGCCUCCAGGCUGAAGUUCCCAUCAGACCUGGAUGAGCUGAAAGAGAUGGCAGAGCUGUUGCAGUUUUACAAGACGGAGCACACAGGAUAUGUGCUGUUACUCUUCUGCAGUGCUUACCUCUACAAGCAGGCUUUUGCCAUACCUGGUUCCUCUUUCUUAAACAUCUUGGCUGGGGCCUUGUUUGGGACAUGGUUUGGUCUUCUCCUCGCCUGUGUCCUCACCACAGUGGGCGCCACUCUCUGUUUCCUCCUGUCGCAGGCGUUUGGCAAGCAGCACAUUGUGAGACUCUUCCCUGACAAGGUGGCCACGCUGCAAAAGAAGGUUGAGGAAAACAGAAGCAGCUUGUUCUUUUUUCUGCUGUUCCUGAGAUUCUUUCCCAUGAGUCCAAACUGGUUCUUAAACAUGACCUCCCCAAUACUGAAUAUUCCUGUCACACUUUUCUUCAUGGCUGUCUUCAUUGGCCUGAUGCCGUACAACUUCAUCUGCGUCCAGACGGGAUCAAUGCUGUCUCAUAUUUCCUCUCUGGAUGACUUGUUCUCCUGGAGUGUGGUGUUGAAACUACUGCUAAUUGCCUGUGUUGCUCUGCUGCCUGGAGCUCUGAUCCGUAAAUACAGCACUCGGCAUCUCCAUCUGGACGGACUUGAAACAAACGGACUCGGUCAAGAUAAGAAGAACAGAUAAGGGACAGUGUGGGGUCAGUGAUUUGAUCCCCCCUGGCUGCUUUGUGGGUGGCUACUAUUUGUAUUUAAAGUGGCUUUUAAGAGCUCUAAAGUCUUUUUUGUGGCCUCUCAUUUUUAAAAAUAGAAAUGUCAUUUUUACAUAUCGUUUACUUGGAAGUCUGCUAUGUCUUCACUGGCAUGGGUUGUGACGUAAGUGAGAAAAGGACUUUUUUUCUGCCUUUUUGGGAAGUUCCGUAUUUAUAUAUAAUGGUGGUCUUGAAUUCUGAAUCCUGCCUUUGUGUACAAAUCACAUGAAUAUGAAACUCUAUUCACUUAUCAGUUUUCACUCAAUAUACAUACUGUACGUUUAUUUCAGUGCACAGGCAUUUGUGAAAUUUGCAGCAAAGAAUAGACAUUUGAGGUAUUAAAUAUCAUUCUUUUGUAAUUACAGACUGUAAUAACAUGAAUAUUUUGGAUUUUGGUUUUUGAUCAUUGUCUUUUGAAGUUUCACAUUAGCCUUAAAAGUGACCUACCUCACUGCAGUGAAAUAUUUAAUGUUCGACUUUCUUGGAGUACUUGUAAAUAUUAAAUGGAACAUCAAGCUGUAAAUAUUCACUAUGGGUUUUAUUUAAGGGAAGGGAGGCAGACAUACAGUAUGUUAAAUCCUGCCUGGUCACUGAAAGCCCAUCCAACUUCACGGUGUUGAAAUGGUGAAUUAAAACAAAUUGUUUUCUAUGUAUCAGUGCCAUCAGCAAUGCUGGGAGCAGAAUGCAGUAUUUUUAUUCACUGAACACAAACAUCAUGUGAGUUAAGCUGUUUAUGUUUUAAUAAAUCAUAUGUUAAUAAACUUAUUCAAUUAA